This is a messenger RNA of Coniosporium apollinis CBS 100218, 2571 nucleotides long. RefSeq lists its product as uncharacterized. Gene Ontology annotation, molecular function: voltage-gated chloride channel activity. The transcript has 4 exons. The coding region runs from base 1 to 2571 and encodes 856 amino acids. The record is from RefSeq and is a predicted model, not a curated record. Gene Ontology annotation, cellular component: membrane; early endosome; fungal-type vacuole. Lineage: Eukaryota; Fungi; Ascomycota; Dothideomycetes. Gene Ontology annotation, biological process: intracellular iron ion homeostasis; chloride transport; intracellular copper ion homeostasis.
AUGAACCGCCGACCAAGCGCCCUUACCGUCCGCCGCAGGUCCUCCGUUAUCCCCGCAGCCCAGCUCACACGGCGCGCAUCCGCCAUCUCUAACGCCGAGUCCGGCUACGAUGAAGCCGCGCUGACCGCCGACCAAGCCAUCCACGAAGAAAUUGACGAGAUCAAGAGAUAUGAGGACUUCACCACGAUCGAUUGGGUCCAAGAUGCGGCUCGUGAGCAGCUCCGGCGCAAAGCUCGGCGGCAGGAGGCUGCGGGCUUCUUCGAGCGCAAUGGCCGCCUAGGAUGGCGGAGGAAGCUGUGGGAGUCGUAUGAUGCUGGGCAGGCUUGGAUCGUGGUCACGCUCAUUGGGGCUGCAAUCGGUCUGAAUGCGGCUUUCCUCAAUAUCGUUACGGAGUGGCUGUCGGACAUGAAACUUGGAUAUUGUACAACAGCAUUCUAUCUGAAUGAGAGCUUCUGCUGCUGGGGAGCGGAGAGUGGGUGUGCGGAGUGGCACAGAUGGAGUUCGUUUUGGCCUGUAAAUUAUCUGUUUUAUAUCGUCUUCUCUGCUGUCUUUGCGUUCAGUGCGGCACGCCUGGUGAAGUCGUUCGCACCGUAUGCCGCUGGGUCUGGCAUUUCUGAGAUUAAAUGCAUCAUUGCGGGUUUCGUUAUGAAGGGGUUCCUCGGUCCUUGGACCUUACUCAUCAAAUCUAUCAGCCUACCUCUAGCCAUCGCCUCUGGUCUCUCCGUGGGCAAAGAAGGUCCCAGCGUUCAUUAUGCUGUAUGCACAGGCAACGUCAUCUCGCAAUUCUUCGCAAAGUACAAGCGCAAUGCUUCGAAGACUCGGGAGAUCCUAAGCGCCUGUGCCGCCGCUGGCGUUGGAGUCGCCUUUGGAAGCCCAAUCGGUGGUGUGCUCUUCUCGUUGGAGGCAAGUGGGUCCUCCAGUGAGAUCGAAAUGUCAAAUUACUUCCCCCUAAAGACAAUGUGGAGAAGCUACUUCUGCGCACUAGUCGCGACGGCUGUCCUCGCGGCCAUGAACCCGUUCCGCACAGGACAGCUCGUCAUGUUUCAGGUCAAGUAUGAUCGGGACUGGCACUUCUUCGAGACCAUCUUCUACAUUAUUAUCGGCAUCUUUGGCGGCCUGUACGGAGCUUUUGUUAUCAAGUGGAACCUGCGCGCGCAAGCCUUUCGGAAGAAGUAUCUCGCCAAAUACCCCAUUAUGGAAGCGACGAUUUUGGCUGUCGUGACGGCCAUCAUUUGUUAUCCGAACAUGUUUCUGCGUAUAGACAUGACAGAGAGCAUGGCGAUCCUGUUCCUUGAGUGUGAAGGCGACCAUGACUACGAUGAGCUAUGCGAACGACAGAACCGCUGGCGGAUGAUCAUGUCCCUCGCUCUGGCCACUGUCAUCCGGACCGGCCUUGUUAUCGUCUCAUACGGCUGCAAAGUGCCCGCAGGUAUCUUCGUUCCGUCAAUGGCCAUCGGCGCUUCCUUUGGUAGAAUGGUCGGCAUCUUUGUCGAAGCUCUCCACGAAUCCUUUCCCAGCUCGCAAUUCUUCGCUGCAUGUAAGCCAGACGUGCCGUGCAUCACGCCUGGAACGUAUGCAUUCCUGGGAGCUGGUGCAGCUCUGAGUGGAAUCAUGCACAUCACGGUAUCCGUGGUGGUCAUCAUGUUUGAGCUCACUGGCGCGCUCACUUACAUCCUGCCGACGAUGAUCGUGGUCGGAGUCACCAAGGCUGUUGGCGAACGUUUCGGUAAGGGAGGCAUUGCAGAUCGAGCCAUCUGGUUCAAUGGUUUUCCGUUCCUCGACAACAAGGAAGAGCACAUCUUCGGCGUGCCUGUCUCGCAAGUAAUGACGACUAACGUCACGAGCCUACCGUCCUCCGGUUUGGAACUCCGGGACGUGGAGAAGAUCAUGACCGAGAACAUCUUCCAAGGCUACCCCAUCGUCGAAGGCCGUCAGAGCAGAACAUUAAUAGGCUACAUCGGCCGCACAGAGUUGCGCUACGCAAUCGAUCGCGCAAAGCGAGACCAAAUGGUCCCGCAGAGCGCAAAGUGCUACUUCACGCCCCCAACUGUACGGCCUGCCACUACGCCCUCUGCCACCGUCCCCGCCGUAACCUUCGACACCAUCGCCGCAACCUCCGCCCAGAUGGCCGUCGACUUCAGCCGCUUCAUUGACCCCACACCUCUCUCCGUCCACCCGCGCCUCCCGCUCGAGACGGUCAUGGAGGUCUUCAAGAAGAUGGGCCCGCGGGUCAUAUUGAUCGAGUACCGCGGCAAGCUGACUGGUCUAGUGACAGUCAAGGACUGCCUUAAGUACCAGUUCAAGGUCGAAGCGCACGAGAACCCAAGGGAUGAAGGCGCGGUGCAGGAGGCGCAGGAAAAGCUGUGGGGAUGGAUGAGCAGGGCGGGGGCACGGAUUGCGGGCAAGGUCUUUGGCGUAAGUCGUGGAAGGCUUGAACUGGGCGAUGGUAACGUUGGUAGGGGAGGGAGCAGCAGCUUGAUGCCGCCGAGUAGUCCUGGGAGUCGGGAUGGGAGGGGGCUUGAGGGGAGGAGUGCGGGUCCGGCGGUUGAGCUGGAGGAUAGAGGGGGAUAG